Molecule: messenger RNA, 762 nt
Organism: Podospora pseudocomata
Lineage: Eukaryota; Fungi; Ascomycota; Sordariomycetes; Sordariales; Podosporaceae
Exons: 1
Coding region: 1-762 (253 amino acids)
Source: RefSeq, a predicted model, not a curated record
AUGUCCCAACCAGAACCCCCCCCUCAAGACCCAAAACUCCCCAAAGACAAAUACACCUCCCUCCUCAACACCCUCUCCCUCUCCAUCUCAAAAUCUCACUCCUCCAUCCUCUCCUCCAUCUCCCACCACCGCAAAGCUCCCACAACCAAGUCCUCACUCUCCUCCACCUCCCGCCACCAACCCCCUCCCCAAAGCAACACCGACUCGGACCUAUCUUACAUCCCCCCACCAAAUCAAGGCAUCGGCUUCUCCUCAUCCAAACCCCUCCCCACAGCCCAACAGCUCGCAACCGACGACCUCAAGAAAAAACUCCUGGGGAAAAACGCCUUGCGACAAAAAGAGGAAGCAAAGCGCAAGAAGGAAGAGAGCGAGUCCGAGGAUGAGGUCGGGAGGGGGGGGCUGGGACGCAAGACAAAGAGGGGGAGGGUAGCGGAGCCGGAACCGGCAGGGAGGAGAAAGAAGAAGGUCAGGGUUGAGGAGCCUAAGCCUGUCAGUACCGGUGAAGAAAAGGGUAUUUCAGCUGCGGCUGUGGAGGGGAAGGAGGAGGGUGUAGAAGGAGAUGUUCAGACGGAGGAUGUGCUUGGGAACGACGAAAAAGAGGAAGUAACACCACCGACGAUAAAUGGAAAAGAAAAGGUGGACGGGGAGGACAAAGAGAAGAAAAGGAAGAGGAAAAAGAAGAAUGAGAAAAAGAAGAGAAAGGCAUCUACGACAGAGGGAGGUGGUGAUGGAGAUGGGGCUGCUGUGGAGGGGGAUGAGUAG